UCAGUUCGGUUUUCUUGGGUCAUUGGAGUUCGUGUUAAGGAAAAAUGGCGCACAUGUAAAUAACACGACACAACGCUGAUCUCGGCUCCUCUUGUGCAUGUGCCCUCUCUCACUUUCUCUCUCUUCCUCUGCUAUACUCUUUCAACUCUACGUACCACUAGUCACUACCGCACCAGUACUUCCUAUCAUCCCGUCUUUCUCUCUCUAAACUCGAUUCAGUUGCAGAAAAUCAAGGCAGAAGAAAGUCGGAGAUCUUUACCGACUGAAUCGUCGGGUCUUUGUUCCGCCAAACCCGAUCCCAAUAAUGUCCACCACUAAAGCCUCGCUCAAUCCUCUCGUCGCCUUUGAGCACAAGAGGGACGCUUAUGGCUUUGCUGUGAGACCUCAGCAUCUUCAGAGAUACCGGGAAUAUGCAAAUAUUUACAAGGAGGAAGAGGAGGAAAGAUCAGAUAGAUGGAAUUCAUUCCUGGAACUCCAAGCAGAGUCUGCUCUAUUGCCCGUCAAUGGGGAAUCUAAGGUAGAAGAUAAAAAAUCUUUGCAAAAAGGAAUUUCAGAGCAGGAAGAAGAUGCUAGUUUGGAGAAAGAAGUUGCUGGAGAUGGUGGCGAUGAGCCUGGUUCCAAUGAUUCAACAGAAAGUGUUUCUAAUAAAGUGGAAGAGCCAGCUACUAAAGGGACAAAAAUUCAUAGGAUCCAGAUAUGGUCUGAGAUUAGACCAUCUCUUCACGCCAUUGAAAAUAUGAUGAGCACUCGCAUGAAGAAGAAAAACAAUGUAUCAAAAGAUGAGCAGGACAUUGAAACAGGGAAGCCUCUUCCUUCUAUUGACGAGGCUAAAUCACCAAAAGGAGCAUUUGAGGAAGAUUCAGAGGAUGAGUUUUAUGAUGUCGAGAGGUCAGAUCCAAUUCAAGAUGCCCCUUCAAGUGACAGCAUGGGUUCCUCUGCUGUAGGUGGUGCAUCUGAUGGGGUACCAAUAGAAUCUUUAUUUCCUUGCAGAGAAGAGUUGGAAGUUCUUGUUCGCGGGGGAGUGCCAAUGGCUCUCAGGGGAGAGCUUUGGCAAGCCUUUGUGGGUGUAAGAGCACGGCGAGUUGAGAAAUAUUACCAGGAUCUACUAACUUCAGAAACUAAGGGUAGCAAUAAUGUGGAACAAGAUGUCUCAGACUCAGACAAUAAGACCAAGGGUUCAGGUACAGGUUGUGCACCUGAAAAAUGGAAAGGGCAGAUUGAAAAGGAUUUGCCUCGAACAUUCCCAGGUCAUCCAGCAUUGGACGAGGAUGGUAGAAAUGCUUUGAGGCGUCUACUUACUGCCUAUGCACGGCAUAAUCCCUCCGUUGGAUAUUGCCAGGCAAUGAACUUUUUUGCUGGCUUGUUACUACUUCUUAUGCCUGAGGAGAAUGCGUUUUGGACCUUGAUGGGCAUUCUUGAUGACUAUUUUGAUGGCUAUUACUCAGAGGAAAUGAUAGAAUCUCAAGUAGAUCAACUCGUUUUUGAGGAGUUGGUGCGUGAGAGGUUUCCUAAAUUGGGUUUGUGUAUUCUAUGCUAUGCCCAUGGUUUUUUUAUGACACAUAUUGCACAGAAACUGAUUUCAACUUACCCAUCAUUUGCAGUAAACCAUCUGGAUUACCUGGGAGUGCAGGUGGCAUGGGUGACAGGACCAUGGUUUCUUUCCAUUUUCAUGAACAUGCUUCCUUGGGAAAGUGUUCUUCGAGUAUGGGAUGUGCUUCUUUUUGAAGGAAACCGUGUCAUGCUAUUUAAAACUGCACUUGCUUUGAUGGAAUUAUAUGGCCCUGCAUUGGUUACAACAAAGGAUGCUGGAGAUGCAGUCACUUUGUUACAAUCACUGGCUGGCUCUACAUUUGACAGCAGCCAACUCGUAUUGACUGCCUGUAUGGGCUACCAAAAUGUAAAUGAAACUAGGUUACAAGAGUUGAGAAAUAAACAUCGUCCAGUUGUGAUAGCUGCAAUUGAGGAAAGAUCUAAGGGACUUCGUGCAUGGAGAGAUUCUCAGGGUCUUGCAUCUAAACUGUAUAGCUUUAAACAAGAUCCUAAAUCAAUUAUGAUAGAAACAAAGAAUGGAGAGCGAUUGGUUGAUGCACAAACAGAUGGCAAUUUAUCUCGAACUGAGUCUGGAUCAUCUAAUGCAGAUGAAAUUCUUAUUAGCUUGACGAGAGGUGGGGAGAUAGAUUCUCUUCCGGAUCUUCAAGACCAGGUGCUAUGGUUGAAGGUUGAAUUGUGCAGGCAGCUUGAGGAGAAAAGAUCUGCUGUUCUCAGAGCUGAGGAAUUGGAGACAGCCUUAAUGGAGAUGGUGAAGCAGGACAAUCGACGCCAAUUGAGUGCCAAGGUUGAGCUGUUGGAGCAAGAGAUUACUGAGCUUCGCCAAUCUCUUUCUGAUAAGCAGGAACAAGAAAAUGCCAUGCUCCAGGUCUUAAUGCGAGUAGAACAAGAGCAAAGGUUAACAGAAGAUGCUCGCAGAUUUGCAGAGCAAGAUGCAGCAGCUCAGAGAUAUGCUGCUCAAGUGCUUCAGGAAAAAUAUGAGGAUGCAACUGCUGCACUAGCUGAUAUGGAGAAGAGAGUGGUUAUGGCUGAAUCAAUGUUGGAGGCUACUUUGCAAUAUCAAUCUGGACAACUUAAAGCACAGCCUUCGCCUAGAUCUUCUCGUCCUGAUUCACCUGCACAAAGCAAUCAAGAUAACACACAAGAAAUGCCUGCAAGAAAGAUUAGUCUGCUAUCCCGACCAUUUGGACUUGGUUGGAGAGAUCGCAACAAGGCAAAGCCCGAGGAGAUGACCAAUGAUGGAAAGUGUACAAAUGAGGAGGUACAGGAUCCCAGCACAGAGCAGAAAGAUAAGGAUACAAAUGGCCAUCAAUUGCAAGAAAAGGAGUAGAGGAAAGCAAGAUGUACAAAGAUGCCCUUACAAAUGUCGCCACACUGUUCGCUUGGUAAUUGGUAUGUUUCCUUUCCUAGUCCAUGUCACUUCUAGGGCACUGCCGAGACGUAAUAUUCUUAUAUAAUAUAUAUAUUUUUUGGAAUUAGGUGACCAAUUCUAUAGCUUCAUUGUUUCUUUCUUUGUUCAUUAUGUAGACGAAAUAUAGUUUAGGGGAUGAGGAGUUCAUAAGAAAUGUGAGUUCAUUUAUGCAAUUGUAAAAUUUUUUUUUCCCAAUUUCAUUCGAGUAAUAGUUCUUGGUGGGAACCUCUAAACUGAGGGCUUAAACGAUUUUGAUUUACCAUUUUAAGAUACAUAUAGUGCGAUAUUCUUUCUGUUAUAUAUUAUUCAGUCUUGCUGUC
This is a messenger RNA of Humulus lupulus (European hop), 3279 nucleotides long. RefSeq lists its product as uncharacterized. The coding region runs from base 305 to 2878 and encodes 857 amino acids. The transcript is spliced from 17 exons. NCBI's taxonomy places the organism in Eukaryota, Viridiplantae, Streptophyta, Magnoliopsida, Rosales, Cannabaceae. The record is from RefSeq and is a predicted model, not a curated record.